UAUCCAAGGGCGUUUCAUGAAUUUCAUAAGACAUUUUGUUCUCGUAGCCCUUCGCUUAUAAUAUAGCCCCGUUCAAGUUUGAUGUUCCAUCACCAGAUGAUAUUGUUUCUAGUGGAUUGUUUUCCACAAAAAUGGGUUCAAAAGCUACUUUUUCUGAUAAAAAAUCUUCAAGAGUUCCCUCAAGCAUUUCGAAACCGGAUAUUGUCACUUCAAAAUCAAGUACUAAAGAUAGUUCUUCAGGUUUAAUGCAAAAAGACAGAUGUGGAAGUGUGGAUGAGAAUACUCAGUUCAAUGAAGGUUCAUGUAAUACAGAAUCGAGGGAAAUGUUAAAGAGCUCAGUUCCAUAUAUGUCAAAAAGGAGAGACAAUGUAUUGCAUGAUAGCAGUUCCUCUUCGUUAAGUCAGGGUGACCCUGAAAAUCUUGUUAGUAAUCUGAAAAACAUUCCUUCAGCCAGUAAAUUUGGAAAUUCAAAUAACUUGAAAGCUAAACAAGUAAAUCCACAAGCUCAGUAUAAGCCUGAAACAUGGAUGCUCGCGGAGAAAGCAGAGAAAACUCAGCUGAAUCUUGCAGUUGUUGGUCAUGUUGAUUCUGGAAAAUCAACACUCUCAGGUAGACUUUUGCAUCUUUUGGGACGAAUAUCUCAGAAGGAAAUGCAUAAAUAUGAAAAAGAAGCCAAAUUACAGGGAAAAGGGUCCUUUGCUUAUGCAUGGGCAUUGGAUGAGAGUGCUGAAGAGAGAGAAAGAGGAAUCACUAUGACCGUGGCUGUUGCAUAUUUUGAUUCCAAAAAAUAUCAUGUUGUUCUGCUUGAUUCUCCUGGACAUAAGGAUUUUGUUCCAAACAUGAUAUCUGGAGCAACACAAGCUGAUGCUGCAAUUCUUGUGAUAGAUGCCUCUAAUGGGGCAUUUGAGGCUGGUAUGGAUGGUAUGAAGGGUCAAACAAGGGAGCAUGCACAACUUAUCAGAAGUUUUGGUGUUGAUCAGGUCAUAGUUGCAGUCAACAAAAUGGACUCUGUGGGAUACUCUAAGGAUCGUUUUAAUUUGAUUAAACUGCAACUCGGAACAUUUCUCCGCACUUGUGGUUUUAAAGAUUCCUUUAUAUCAUGGAUUCCACUAAGUGUCAUGGAAAAUCAAAAUCUGGUAGCAGUCCCUACUGAUGUUCGGUUGUCGUCAUGGUACUCUGGUCCUUACUUGCUGGAUGCAAUUGAUUCUCUCCCGUCUCCUACUAGAGACUUCUCAAAGCCUCUACUAAUGCCCAUAUGUGAUGUCAUAAAAUUGUCCCCUCAAAAUCAGGUGUCUGCUUGUGGAAAAUUGGAGGCUGGAGCUCUUCGAAGUGGAUCUAAGGUCUUAAUUUUGCCGUCUGCACAAGUAGGGACAGUGCGCUCAUUAGAGCAAGACUCCCGUCAUUGCACAGUUGCACGAGCUGGGGACAAUGUAGCCGUCAGUCUACAUGGCAUUGAUGCAAACCAUGUAAUGGCUGGAGGUGUGCUAUGUCAUCCUGAUUUCCCAGUUGCAGUUGCUGAACAUUUAGAAUUGAAGGUGCUUGUCUUGGAUGGUGCAGCCCCUCUCCUGAUUGGUUCUCAGUUGGAGUUUCACAUACACCAUGCAAACGAAGCUGCCAGAGUUGCAAAAAUAUUAUCGAUACUUGAUCCAAAGACUGGCAAGGUUAUUAAGAAGGCUCCUCGGUGUCUCAUUGCUAAGCAGAGUGCAGUGCUUGAGGUGGUUCUGCAGGCUCCUGUUUGCGUGGAAGAGUUCUCAAAAAACAGAGCUCUUGGGAGAGUGUUUUUAAGAGCUCUAGGAAGAACAGUUGCCGUGGGAAUUGUGACUCGAAUAAUAGAGGAAGUACAAUAGUCUUAUUUCAAGAUUAUAAAAUGUUACUGGGUGUCCAUAACCAUAAAGCCCGUAAGGCUUUUCCAGGCAAAAUUUUUGCAACAUUUUUAGGCCCCUUUUCUUUAGCCCUUCUCUGCAGGUAAAAGUAACCUCCACUCCAUGUGCGUUGAAGACAUGCACCUGGUUUACCUGUACAAUACAUAGUUCCGAGGUAGUAUAUAUACUUGUGUUCAUCUAUUGGUCAA
This is a messenger RNA of Carica papaya (papaya), 2071 nucleotides long. The record is from RefSeq and is a predicted model, not a curated record. NCBI's taxonomy places the organism in Eukaryota, Viridiplantae, Streptophyta, Magnoliopsida, Brassicales, Caricaceae.